Arachis stenosperma is the source of this 2345-nucleotide messenger RNA. RefSeq names its product probable inactive receptor kinase At1g48480. The record is from RefSeq and is a predicted model, not a curated record. Bases 151 to 2082 code for a protein of 643 amino acids. Gene Ontology annotation, biological process: protein phosphorylation. Lineage: Eukaryota; Viridiplantae; Streptophyta; Magnoliopsida; Fabales; Fabaceae. The transcript is spliced from 2 exons. Gene Ontology annotation, molecular function: protein binding; protein kinase activity; ATP binding.
CUCACCACUUUCUUUUUUCUCGCUCACUUCCUCUCCGUUUUCUUCCCCUUUUCUCACGUUCCAAACGCCACAUCGCCAUGGCGCCGACACUAUAGCCCACCCAAACCCCCACAAACAUUCACCCAGAAACAAUUCCCCAACCAAAGAACCAUGAACAACACUCUGUUUCUAUCCACACUCCUCGUCCUGUUAUCCUCCGCCAUUGUUUCCGGCGGCGAUCUAGCCUCCGACAGAGCAACCCUCCUAACCCUACGGGCCACUGUUGGUGGUCGCUCCCUCCUCUGGAACCUGACGGAACAGAAUCCAUGCUCAUGGACGGGUGUGUUCUGCGAAAACGAAAAGAGAAACAGAGUAACAACGUUGAGGCUCCCAGGCAUGGGUCUCUCAGGGAACCUUCCAUUGGGUUUGGGAAACCUCACUGAGCUUCAGACCCUCUCUCUCCGAUUCAAUGCACUCACCGGUCCCAUUCCCUCCGAUUUCGCUAAACUCACCUCUCUCAGAAACCUCUACCUUCAGGGGAACUUCUUCAAUGGCCAAAUCCCUGAUUUCUUGUUCUCUAUGGAGAAUUUGGUUAGGUUGAAUUUGGGGAAGAACAAUUUCAGCGGCGAGAUCUCUCCCAAGUUCAAUUCUCUUACUCGUUUGGAUACUCUCUAUUUAGAGAAUAAUCACUUCACUGGGAGCAUCCCUGACCUUAGUGUUCCGCCUCUGCAUCAGUUCAACGUGUCGAAUAAUCGGUUGAACGGUUCGGUUCCGGAGCGGUUUUCGGGGUUGAAUGAAAGCGCUUUUUCCGGGAAUGAGCUCUGUGGGAAGCCCCUUGAAGCUUGCCCUGGUAGUAACAAUGGUGGAGGAGGGAGCCAUAAGAAGAAGAAUAAGCUCUCUGGCGGUGCAAUUGCGGGUAUUGUUAUUGGGUCUGUAAUUGGAGCGAUUUUGAUUCUGCUGCUUUUGUUCUUGUUAUGCAGAAAAUCCAGAAAAACUGAUUCCAGGGAUGUUUCUGCGGCUGCACCUCCAAAAAGUGUGGAGGUUGCUGACGUGGCACGAGAUGGUGGUGGUGGUGGUGGUGCUAGUGGUUCUUCGGCCGUUGCGGGUUCAAAGGUUGAAAGCAAGAGCAAUGGUGGUGGUGCAAAAAGUUUAGUAUUCUUUGGUGAUGUGAAUAGGCCGUUUGAUCUUGAAGAGUUGCUGAGGGCUUCUGCUGAGGUUCUUGGAAAAGGGACAUUCGGAACCACCUAUAAGGCCACGAUGGAUUUGGGGAUCAGUGUCGCCGUGAAGCGCCUGAAGGAUGUUACCCUGCCAGAGAGGGAGUUCAGGGAGAAGAUAGAGCAAGUUGGGAAGAUGGUUCAUGAGAAUUUGGUUCCACUCAGGGGUUACUACUUCAGCAAAGAUGAGAAGCUUGUUGUGUAUGAUUACAUGCCAAUGGGAAGCUUGUCUGCAUUAUUACAUGCGAAUAAUGGCGCCGGCAGGACUCCCCUGAAUUGGGAAACAAGGUCUGCCAUUGCGCUUGGCGCUGCUCGUGGGGUCGCAUACCUACAUUCACACGGACCAACAUCCUCACAUGGAAACAUCAAAUCCUCAAAUAUCCUUCUCACCAAGUCAUUUGAAGCUCGUGUCUCCGACUUUGGUCUUGCUCAUCUUGCUCUCCCGACCGCCACACCCAACCGUAUUUCCGGUUAUCGCGCCCCAGAGGUCACUGACUCUCGCAAAGUAUCACAAAAGGCAGACGUCUACAGCUUUGGUAUAAUGCUCUUGGAACUCCUAACGGGGAAGGCUCCCACUCAUUCCUCACUGAAUGAAGAUGGUGUAGACCUCCCACGAUGGGUCCAGUCGGUGGUUCAAGACGAGUGGAACACUGAAGUUUUCGACGUGGAGCUCCUUAGGUACCAGAACAUUGAGGAUGAAAUGGUGAAGCUCUUGCAGCUCGCGCUCGAAUGCACAGCUCAAUACCCCGACAAGAGACCUUCAAUGGAGGUGGUUGAAAGCAGGAUUCAGGAAAUUUCACGUUCUAGUUUAGAGAAAGAGGAAGAAGAAGAAAAAAAUGAAUUUUCACAACAGUACUACUCUGUUGAUUCUGGUCCCCCACAAGCUUGAACAUAGAAUUGAAGAGAGAAACCCUUCAUUAUUUCAUCAUUGGCCUAUUUUUGGCAUAGCAUAUUAUUGUAGUUUGUUUGUUUGUUUAUUCAUUGAACUUUCAUAGAACCAGUUGUUCAUGAUCCCUUUUGUCUUAACCCCUCAAUUCCCUUUUGUCAUUUGCCUUGAGUCUUGUUUUGGGGUUUCAAUGUUACUAUAGCCCCAAAUUCAUUUACAUUACAUUCACAAAAAGACAUCUAUUUAUUUUUAUUUUUAUUUUCACA